Meloidogyne enterolobii is the source of this 360-nucleotide messenger RNA. Lineage: Eukaryota; Metazoa; Nematoda; Chromadorea; Rhabditida; Meloidogynidae. The record is from the annotation of a GenBank genome assembly.
AUGAUUCGAGAGGUAAACGAAGCUAGUGCACUCUCUGCUUUCUGUAUAGGCUUAACUCUCAAUUGUAUAUUAAUUUGGUUGAUUAUUCGAAAAAGUCCAAAAGAGAUGCGUGUUUUUAGUCAUAUUUUGAUGCAGACAUGCUGUGCCGAUUUAAUUAUGUUAACAAUUAAUUUGUUGGCACAACCGAUUUAUGCUUCUGAUGAGGGUGUUGGAAUUGUUGUUUUGAAUGGUCCAAUGCGCCACUUAGGCACUCUUCCCCAAAACUUGAUUUUGUUCAUUUGGGAUAAUUGCUUUUUCUUCUCGUUUUUUGGAUUUGCGGCACAAUUUAUUUAUCGUUAUUUAAUUUUAAAUAGGUACUAA